Molecule: messenger RNA, 564 nt
Organism: Uranotaenia lowii
Lineage: Eukaryota; Metazoa; Arthropoda; Insecta; Diptera; Culicidae
Product: nitric oxide synthase-like
Exons: 2
Biological process (GO): nitric oxide biosynthetic process
Molecular function (GO): FMN binding; nitric-oxide synthase activity
Source: RefSeq, a predicted model, not a curated record
AAGGCGAACUCCCGGAGCGACAUGAACAAGCAGCAGGCCCAGGCGGGUCGAAAAUUUGACCGGUUGGAUUCUCUGCGGGGUUCCACGACCGAUACGAUAUCGGAGGAAACUUUCGGUCCGCUGUCGAAUGUGCGCUUUGCCGUUUUUGCCCUUGGGUCAUCGGCUUAUCCGAAUUUCUGCGCCUACGGCAAGUACAUCGAUAAUAUUUUAGGAGAACUGGGCGGGGAGCGGCUGAUGAAAAUGGCCACCGGCGACGAAAUCUGCGGCCAGGAGCAAGCCUUCCGAAAGUGGGCUCCGGAGGUGUUCAAGGUGGCCUGCGAAACGUUCUGUCUGGACCCGGAGGAAACCCUUUCGGAUCCAACAUUCGCGCUGCAAAGUGAACUAACAGCCGAUACCGUUCGCUUCGAGCCGGUUUCCGAGCAGGAACGACUGGAGGUCAGCCUGUCCAAAUUUCACAACAAAAAGGCCCAGGAAUGCGUUCUCAUCAAAGCGCCCGUCAAUCUGUACGAGGGAUCCAAUGGGUUCGAGCGUUCUACAAUCCGGGUUGAGAUUAAAGCCGAAGGG